Molecule: messenger RNA, 872 nt
Organism: Raphanus sativus (radish)
Lineage: Eukaryota; Viridiplantae; Streptophyta; Magnoliopsida; Brassicales; Brassicaceae
Product: histone acetyltransferase HAC1-like
Exons: 5
Coding region: 80-601 (173 amino acids)
Biological process (GO): positive regulation of transcription by RNA polymerase II
Cellular component (GO): transcription regulator complex; histone acetyltransferase complex
Molecular function (GO): transcription coactivator activity; histone acetyltransferase activity; chromatin DNA binding
Source: RefSeq, a predicted model, not a curated record
CAACCAUCUUCUCACGAUCCCUCAGCUAAACAUAGAGCGGCAGUCUUUUAACCGAUUAAUAACCUAAAUAUUAUUGGAGAUGUCUUCGUCCAGUGAGGAAUGGAAUGGUAAUUACCUCAUGAUAGAUGUUGCUUCCUCGAGUGAGUGCGAUGGAGAUUCGUGGUUUGAGAUGAUGUCAGUUAAAAUCUCUAAGUGUUCUUGUUGCGAAGAAGAAGAAGAAGAAUGUGCAACCUGUGAUUUGGAGUCUUGCGAGUACGCAAUUUGCAAGACAUGCUUGGAACAACAAAAAAAUUACGGGGCAUUAGAAUCUCACUUAUCCGGGCCACAGCACAAGGAAGCUUAUUCGAUAUGGUUGGAGACACUAGCACAUAUCUCUACAUGUAUGCCCCCAGCUAAUCAGCCUUGCACCAUUCGUUCGUGCAUGCGUGGUAGAGAGCUCAUAACACAUCUCAAGGAUUGCCCAAAGAAACUUUCAGGUAAGUGUAUGAGGUGUGAAAUUAUUUGGGUGGGAGUGUGUGCCCAUGCAAGCCAUUGCACUAAUCGCAACUGCCUUAUUCCACAGUGCAGGCAUGUCACAGAGUACAAGAGGUCAAAAGGGUGAUGGAGAACUGAGAGCAGUCUUUGCGAUUAGCAUUGGACUAAAGACGAUUUAAACGUUUAAUUAGAAGUUGUGGCUUUUUUCCUUUAUGCAUGGUUUUUUUAACCCUCAAAAGUUUGUGAACCUUUUUACUUUUUUUUUUUUCCCAUCUGGUAAAUUUCAUUCCAAAGAAAGAACACUUUUGAUACAACAAUUGGCGGAUGAAGAACAAUCCCCAGACACUAGAGCCCACAUGAAGGCGGCAACUUAAACUCACACCGGGGCAGCAAUAGAU